Diatraea saccharalis (sugarcane borer) is the source of this 678-nucleotide messenger RNA. Lineage: Eukaryota; Metazoa; Arthropoda; Insecta; Lepidoptera; Crambidae. The record is from the annotation of a GenBank genome assembly.
AUGGCGGCUAUUAUACAUAAAUUAUGGCAAGGUUAUCAAAUUGUAUUUGAGGAUUGGCCCGACCCUAGAACAAAAUCGUGGCCUCUUGUCGCAAAACCUUACCAAGGGUUACUAUUACUUGGGCUCUAUCUUAUGUUCGUUCUGAAAUGGGGCCCCAAAUGGAUGAAAGAUCGACCACCUUUCAACCUUAAUAAAUUAUUAAUAGCGUACAACGCGUUACAAGUUGUAUUCUGUGUAUAUCUAUUUAGUUCGGCGAUAUAUUAUGCUUGGGGUAACCAAUACAAAUGGUUAUGUGAGCCAGUGGAUUUCGAAAUUAACGAAACAUCCAUGAAGAUUGCAAAACUAGUGUAUCUAUACUUUUUAUUGAAGGUCCUCGAUCUAUUUGAUACGUUGCAAUUUUUCCUGUGCGUGGUACACAUGGGAUGCAUCGUCUUCAUACCUGACUGCGCUUUCCCUAGAUGGACUGCAGCCUUAUUUCUACCACAGGACCUGUUCAUGCUGAUGCUGUUCAUAGAUUUCUACGUAAAAACUUACAUCAAGAAGAAACCGAAAGAAGAAACAGUGAAAAACACAAAAGAUUUAGCGUACGAAAUCGAAACAGAAUCAAAUCAAAACGGAACAGUAGAUAUGAAACAAUUUGAUAUUAAUAAUAAUUCUAAUAAAGAACAUACAAAUUAA